GGGAGCGCCUGCGAGUCGAGGGCUGGAGAGCGACCGCGGGGGCAAGCGCCGCGUGUCUGGGUCGCUGCGUGCAACAGAUCUUUUAGUACCUGUUGAAUUACUUCAGUCAAGAUGCCACCAGCAAUUGGAGGCCCAGUAGGAUACACUCCACCUGAAGGAGGAUGGGGUUGGGCUGUGGUUGUUGGUGCCUUUAUCUCUAUUGGUUUUUCAUAUGCAUUCCCCAAAUCCAUUACAGUAUUCUUUAAGGAGAUCGAAAUCAUCUUUGAAGCAUCAAGCAGCAAAGUUUCCUGGAUCUCCUCUAUUAUGUUGGCAGUUAUGUAUGCAGGAGGCCCAAUCAGCAGCAUCCUGGUGAACAAAUAUGGCAGCCGGCCAGUCAUGAUUGCAGGGGGCUGCCUGUCAGGGUGUGGUCUGAUUGCUGCCUCCUUCUGUAAUACUGUAGAAGAGUUGUACUUCUGUGUUGGUGUUGUGGGCGGUCUGGGACUUGCAUUUAAUUUAAACCCAGCCUUGACCAUGAUUGGCAAGUACUUCUAUAAGAAGCGUCCUUUGGCUAAUGGAUUGGCCAUGGCAGGUAGCCCUGUAUUCCUGUCUACGCUGGCUCCUCUGAACCAAUAUUUCUACAGCAUUUUUGGGUGGAGAGGGAGCUUUUUAAUUCUUGGAGGCCUCUUGUUGAACUGCUGCGUGGCUGGGUCGCUGAUGAGACCAAUAGGACCUAAGCCUGAUCAGCUGAAGAAAGAAAUUGAUAAGGAAGCAUUGCAGGAGGUUGGCAAAGUGACAAGAAAAGAAGCAGGAGAUGUCAAUACAGACCUUAUUGCUGGGAAAAAUAAAAAGCAGAAGACUACAGCCUUCCAAACUAUUAACAAAUUUUUGGACUUGUCCCUCUUCACACAUCGUGGCUUCUUGCUUUACCUGUUUGGCAAUGUGUUCAUGUUUUUUGGACUGUUUACACCAUUAGUUUUUCUCAGCAACUAUGGAAAGAGCAAGGAUUUCUCUAAAGAAUCUUCAGCUUUCCUGUUAUCUAUUCUGGCCUUUGUAGAUAUGUUUGCCAGACCAUCUAUGGGUUUGGUAGCAAACACCAAGUGGAUUAGGCCUAGAGUCCAGUAUUUUUUUGCUGUGUCUGUUAUCUACAAUGGAGUAUGCCAUCUUUUGGCUCCUUUAUCUACUACCUAUGCUGGCUUUUGUAUCUAUGCUGGCUUUUUUGGAUUUGCUUUUGGCUGGCUGAGCUCUGUCUUGUUUGAAACACUGAUGGACUUAGUUGGGGCUCAGCGAUUCUCCAGUGCUGUUGGUUUGGUGACUAUUGUGGAAUGUUGCCCAGUCCUUUUGGGACCUCCUCUUUUGGGUAAACUCAAUGAUGCAUAUGAUGACUACAAAUACACUUACUGGGCAUGUGGCAUCAUCCUUAUUUUCUCUGGGAUCUUCCUAUUUAUUGGAAUGGGCAUCAAUUACCGGCUGGUGGCAAAAGAGCAGAAGGCAGAGGAUAAGCAGAGUGCUGAAGGAAAAGAAGAAGAAACCAACAUUGAUGAAGCUGAAAAACAAAAGGAGUCCAAUGAAGUAGUUAAUCUACCUCCAAAAACCACAGGAGAUGAUAUAAAAGAAGACAGUCGUGUGUGAGAUUGGUCUUUUAAAUCUAGGAGGGUAUUGUAAUAAUUAAAAAUACUGACAUGUGUGGAGGAACUGCUGGUCUUAAUGAACAGUGGUGAGAAUUAUAUAAAUCAGGCUUUUUAAAAAUACAAAACCUGAAACUGCAGAUAGUAUUUUUAUCAGCACCUGACGAGUAACAUGUCAGUGGGCAGUGCUAGCAUUUUAGUAGGUUGGGGGUGGGGGGAGGAGGGAAAAAUGUAUACUCUGCUUCUUUUUUUUUUUUUUUUUACAGUAAUGUGAAUGUACUAAUAUGUGCCUUAGAGCUUCCACAUCUAGGCUAUUUUAGCAAAGCCUUAACACUGUUCUGUAAAUUGUUUUGGCUCCUUUUUUGGGGGGGGGUGUGUCUAUCAAGGCAAUAUUCAUAAAAGAUAUCUGACUUGCUUUAUUAGUAGGGUUUACAGUUAAGUGUUAAACAAAAACUACUUCAUAUGCUCCUAAAACUGCUUACUGCCAGUUUCAUGGUAGGUGUACAAAUAUCUUGGGCACAGAAAUGAAGAAAAGGUUGGCGGAUCUUUUUUUAAAAGAUAGUGUUGCAGACCUAAUGUAUUCGAAUACCGGAUUCAAGCUACCUUGGUUGUGAUUCUGAUAACUCUUAAAAACUUACCCAACUUGCUGUUGGGCUUGUUUGAAUAAAAUAUGUGAAUAUUUUCA
Molecule: messenger RNA, 2289 nt
Organism: Python bivittatus (Burmese python)
Lineage: Eukaryota; Metazoa; Chordata; Lepidosauria; Squamata; Pythonidae
Gene: SLC16A1
Product: solute carrier family 16 member 1
Biological process (GO): plasma membrane lactate transport
Cellular component (GO): basolateral plasma membrane
Molecular function (GO): lactate:proton symporter activity
Source: RefSeq, a predicted model, not a curated record